This is a messenger RNA of Poeciliopsis prolifica (blackstripe livebearer), 2166 nucleotides long. Its product is annotated as zinc finger protein 503-like. The record is from RefSeq and is a predicted model, not a curated record. The transcript has 2 exons. NCBI's taxonomy places the organism in Eukaryota, Metazoa, Chordata, Actinopteri, Cyprinodontiformes, Poeciliidae. Gene Ontology annotation, biological process: negative regulation of DNA-templated transcription. Gene Ontology annotation, cellular component: nucleus. Bases 383 to 2035 code for a protein of 550 amino acids.
UUGCUGAAAACUGAACCAGACGUGAGUGUGAGGUCGGAAACGUCAUGUUACUUCCACCUUCCAUCACAUUUGGUGGGAUCUCUUUUUGAUUGGGAGGCUGCGGACUGAUUCAGACGCCGCUGAGGAGGAGGGGGAGGCGGAGUGAUCCCUCCUGCCAGUUAAACCAAGUUCUCCCUGGGACCUAGCGCCCACAUUGCUGAAGCGUCGCAGGGGAUGAAGGCGCACGGAUUCUGCUCUCUCAUUCCGACUCCGAUUUAAGGAUAUUUAUUACUUCUUUGCAUUUUUCCAUCGCGAGGCUCUAAUUAACAUUAAAACAAUCCUGACCGCUGGCUUUCUCUGAUCUCCACAUGUCUUUUCCAACCAUUUGUACGAGAAUCGGGUCAUGAUCACAUCGCCCUUGGUGUCUGUUCUGAGAAAUAGCACGAAUCCAGCGUGGGAGAGCGGCUCCUCGGUGGGGGAGAAGGGAGCAGCGAACAUCAGCCGACUGUCCGUCCACCACUGCGUCUCUCCCGCGGAUCCCUCUCGCCAAGCCGGCCGUCUUCCCAUCAAGGUGCUGAAAAUGCUCACCGCUCGGGCAGGACACAUCUUACACCCGGAGUACCUCCAGCCUCUGCCGUCCACUCCAGUUAGUCCCAUCGAGCUGGAUGCAAAAAAGAGUCCGCUGGCCCUUUUGGCACAGACUUGCUCUCAGAUCGGAAAGCCGGACCCCCCGUCCUCUUCCAAGCUUUCCUCCGUGACCUCCAGCGGAUCCAGCGACAAGGAGACCAAAUCCGGUCCGCUGAAAAUGAGCGACAUCGGAGCAGAGGACAAGUCCAGCUUCAAACCCUACUCGAAAUCUUCAGAGAAGAAGGACUCCUCGAGCAGCAUCAGUGGAGAUAAAACUGGUUUCCGGGUGCCUAGCGCCACCUGCCAGCCGUUCACGCCCAGGACAGGCAGCCCCAGCUCCUGCACCUCCGUGUCGCCUCUACCGUCGGAGGGGAAAACUGGGGACAAGGAGGAAAAGAAGGAGCCUGACAGCAAUAAAAGCGGCACGACUGAUGGCAGCGGAAGCCAAAGGAUAAAUGGAAUUACCUCUGACGACAGCACAUCUGGACCCAAGGCUGCUACGUCAGACUCCACGUCUGUAACCUCCUCCUCUGUUCUCGGAUCCGGACUGGUAGCUCCUGUCUCCCCCUAUAAGCCGGGACACACAGUUUUUCCUUUGCCGCCCGCGAGUAUUUCCUAUCCUGGAAGUUUAGCCGGAGCGUAUGCAGGUUACCCGCAGCCGUUCCUCCCGCCCGGAAUGACCCUGGACCCCACCAAACCCAGCAGCCAGCUGCUGAGCGCGCAGUUCGCGGCCGCCAGCUCGUUGGGGUGCAGUAAAGCGGGGUCGAGCCCCCUGGCUGGAGCUUCUCCUCCUUCUUUAAUGUCCGCCAGCCUGUGCAGAGACCCAUACUGCCUGAGCUACCACUGCACCAGCCAUCUGUCCGGUGCGUCAGGCGCAAACUGCGCGCACGACUCCGCUCUGAAGUCUGGAUACCCGCUCAUGUAUCCAACACACCCCCUGCACGGUGUGCAUUCCUCAGCCCCGUCUUUCAGCGGACACCCCCUGUACCCUUACGGCUUUAUGUUGCCCAACGACCCGCUGCCGCAUGUUUGCAAUUGGGUAUCUGCUAACGGACCCUGCGAUAAGCGCUUCUCUUCCUCAGAGGAGCUUCUUAGCCACCUGCGGACUCACACCUCCUUCGCCGGGACGGAGAAGUUGAUAUCCGGGUACCCGGGCUCCACCACACUCGCGAACGCGGCUGCAGCCGCUGCCAUGGCCUGUCACAUGCACAUCCCUUCAAACGGCAGUCCGGGCAGCCCCAGUGCGCUGGCCCUCCGGGGCCCCCACCACCCGCUCGGACUCAGCAGCCGCUAUCACCCGUACUCAAAGAGCCCUCUGCCCGCUCCAGGGGCCCCGGUUCCGGUGCCCGCGGCCACAGGGCCUUAUUACUCCCCGUACGCCCUGUACGGGCAAAGACUGACGACAGCUUCUGCCUUAGGAUACCAGUGAAGUCGGAGAAUUACACAUUUAUAACAGAAUAAUUUAGGCCCAAUGAGUUUUAUAUUGGGACUGAAUCCACGCCGGGAUCAGUGUAUUUAUUUGCGAUAGCUUCAAGCGUGACUAAAAUAAAAAAUAUUAUA